UGCGCCGCGGCUGUCACGACUCCGCUGCCGCUGCAGGUGGAAACCUGGUGGAAACCUGGUGGAACCCACGGACAGGGAACAUGGCGAUGAAGGCGCUGCGGGGGAUGGUGAACGGGGCCAUGAGUGAACUCUCCUCGGCCGUCAGCGGCUCCAGACCCGCGGCCCCCCCUCCGACCUCCUCCGCCGCUUCACGGGAGCACGCGAUGGCCGUGAGCCGGGACUACAUCUCUCAGCCCCGCCUCACUUAUAAAACUGUGUCUGGAGUCAACGGACCUCUGGUGAUUCUGGACCAGGUCAAGUUUCCCAGAUACGCUGAGAUCGUCCACCUCACGCUGCCCGAUGGCACCAGGAGGAGCGGCCAAGUCCUGGAGGUCAGCGGCUCCAAGGCCGUGGUCCAGGUGUUUGAGGGAACUGCAGGCAUCGACGCCAAGAAGACGAGCUGCGAGUUCACAGGAGACAUCCUGAGGACUCCUGUCUCUGAGGACAUGCUGGGUCGUGUGUUUAACGGAUCUGGGAAACCCAUCGACAGAGGACCAGCCGUCCUGGCUGAGGACUUCCUGGACAUCAUGGGGCAGCCCAUUAACCCUCAGUGUCGUAUCUACCCGGAGGAGAUGAUCCAGACGGGAAUAUCCGCCAUCGACGGCAUGAACAGCAUCGCCAGGGGACAGAAGAUUCCCAUCUUCUCUGCUGCAGGGCUGCCCCACAACGAGAUCGCCGCUCAGAUCUGUCGUCAGGCCGGUUUGGUGAAGAAGUCCAAAGACGUGAUGGACUUCAGCGAGGACAACUUCGCCAUCGUGUUCGCAGCCAUGGGGGUCAACAUGGAGACAGCCCGGUUCUUUAAGUCGGACUUUGAGGAGAACGGAUCCAUGGACAACGUGUGUUUGUUCCUCAACCUGGCCAACGACCCCACCAUCGAGCGAAUCAUCACGCCUCGUUUGGCUCUGACUGCGGCCGAGUACCUGGCCUACCAGUGUGAGAAGCACGUCCUGGUCAUCCUCACCGACAUGAGCUCCUACGCCGAGGCGCUCCGAGAGGUGUCUGCAGCCCGGGAGGAGGUGCCGGGACGCAGAGGAUUCCCCGGAUACAUGUACACGGACCUGGCCACCAUCUACGAGAGGGCCGGCAGGGUGGAAGGACGCAACGGCUCCAUCACACAGAUCCCCAUCCUCACCAUGCCCAACGACGACAUCACUCAUCCCAUCCCUGACCUGACUGGCUACAUCACAGAGGGACAGAUCUACGUGGACAGACAACUGCACAACAGACAGAUCUAUCCUCCCAUCAACGUGCUGCCGUCUCUCUCCCGUCUCAUGAAGUCCGCCAUCGGGGAGGGAAUGACCCGCAGAGACCACUCUGACGUGUCCAACCAGCUGUAUGCGUGCUAUGCCAUAGGGAAGGACGUCCAGGCCAUGAAGGCCGUGGUGGGCGAGGAGGCUCUGACUGCAGACGACCUGCUCUACCUGGAGUUCCUCACCAAGUUCGAGAAAAACUUCAUCUCCCAAGGCGCCUACGAGAACCGGAGCGUGUUUGAGACGCUGGACAUCGGCUGGCAGCUCAUGAGGAUCUUCCCCAAAGAGAUGCUGAAGAGGAUCCCUCAGAGCACCCUGGCCGAGUUCUACCCCCGAGAAGCCAAACACUAACGCCUCCAUUCCUCCCGGCGACGCCUCCGCAAACAUCCAAGUGUAGUGUUGUGACACUCGUGAUCUUCAUGUGGCCUUGACGACAAACCUUCCCCCGCUUCCACCGAGGACAGAGAGGCAGCGACGGCUUGACCUCAGAGGAAUCUGGUCAUGGUGGCGAUGAUGGUGAUGAUCCUUUCAUUAGUGUCUCAUGCCUUUAAUUUACAGACGAGAGCGAUGAGAGACAUGAACCAGCGUUUAGGACCAGACAGACAGAAGUAAAGAGGUUUAUUUGGGACAGUCAGUGCCUCCUACAUGUUUCAUUCACUGUUGUGUUGCAAAUGUUGAUGGAUUUUUGAAGAGAAAAAAUCCAAUUAUGUCCAAAAACAACAACAACAAAUAGUAAAAUAUGCUCUGAAAGUGUCAUUUAAGACACUUUAAUAAACUAUAUUUUCAGUUUCUGGCCCUUGAAAUCACACAUUUCUGAAGUAUUUUAUAAUAGAUAAACAGAGAUAGUAGAUAUUAACCAUAACCUUUAUUUGGUUCAUGUUUAUUAUAUAUAUAUUUAAAAAACGUGGUGGACUCCGCCUCCAUGUCCACGGCUCCUUGAGCAAAGUCCAAAACCCCCAAACUGUCCAUGGAGGACAGGAGUGUCUCCAGGUUUGGUGACGUCAAACCCAAACAUUAUAAUAAUUAAUAUUUGUGUAACAUCCUGGAGGUAAAAACAGAAUUUGACGCCUGGUUGAAGAAAUUGUGCAGAGAAAGAAUUUUUAAAAGGAAAAAUGUGAUUGAUUUUUCAGGUUCUGGUUUAACUCAACAGAAAUGACGUCAGUACCUUCAUCUCCUUCACAUAUAACUAGAGUUUACGUCCGUACUGGUUUUCUUUGAUUUGCAUGACGGUGAAAAAGAGUUAAAUGUUGUUCCAUGUGGCUCUAAAAGUGUCUUUAAAGGUCUUUAUUUGGUGCAGUGGCCUCUCUGGGCAGAAUGAGGAUGUGCCCGUUACUCUGGUCUAAUUAAAGGCUCAUUAAAGGCUUAAUUACUUUUACAUGUCUGAAGUGACAUCUGCAUGAAUAAUGACUGGUUGACGGCAGCUCUGUGUUCUCAUUAGGCUGCUGCAGGCUUUUCACAAUAAAAGCCUAUUAAAGUGGCGAGGCUUUGACAGCCUGUCAUGUUCCUGUCUGUGCAGACACCAGAUGAUUCAGUGGCUCCUCCCGGGUUUAAACGUUCGCUCCGUGUUUGUUGGGUCCUUUAAGUUGUUGUGCUUCCAGAAGCUUCCAGUGAUUUUCAGUGAGAGUCUGUUCGCUUCACGUCGGCCUUUAAAUGUCCAUGGUUCUUCUUCAUGUCUGUACAACGUGUGCGGAUUAACUGGAGACAGAACCUGCAUGAACUGAAUGUUUCCUGUUGGUGCCUCAAGUGUCAUGAAGUCAAAUAAAAGCUGCUGCUGCCUCAUGA
Molecule: messenger RNA, 3071 nt
Organism: Mugil cephalus (flathead mullet)
Lineage: Eukaryota; Metazoa; Chordata; Actinopteri; Mugiliformes; Mugilidae
Gene: atp6v1b2b
Product: ATPase H+ transporting V1 subunit B2
Exons: 14
Coding region: 81-1640 (519 amino acids)
Biological process (GO): ATP metabolic process; proton transmembrane transport
Cellular component (GO): proton-transporting V-type ATPase, V1 domain
Molecular function (GO): proton-transporting ATPase activity, rotational mechanism; ATP binding
Source: RefSeq, a predicted model, not a curated record